UGCGCGCACCAGAGCUAGGUCGGGUAGGAUUUGGAAUAAGGAGACCAAAGCUAUGAACAGACGGGUUCAGUCCAGAACCGUUAUGGGAACAGAGAAGUUGGCGCCCUGUGGCUUUAAGAACUAUUGCCUCGUGUGCAGGGAUUUGCACGUGCCAAGGCGCUGCCAGGGCGCCCCGAUUUUCAAAAGGUGACUUGAAGCGAAUUGCUUGUCCUGCCGAUCGGACUUGUGUGUGUGUUUGUCUGUGGCUCCGCGCUGUCAACUUCAGGACACCUCAAGUUUGCGAUUCCUGGUGUGCGCCCACUUGGGAUACUUUAGAGGUCUGAAGUGUGUGUGCCAGUUGUGUGAGCAUACAAACUUCACCUGCCAAACUGAAGGAGCAUGUUGGGCUUCCGUCAUGCUAACUAAUGGCAAAGAAGAGGUGAUAAAGUCUUGUGUAUCCCUGCCAGAGCUGAAUGCUCAAGUCUUCUGUCAUAGUUCUAAAAACAUUACAAAAACAGAAUGCUGCUACACCGACUUCUGCAACAAUAUAACACUCCACCUGCCCAUAGCUUCAGAAUCUUCAAGCAGAUCAAACCUAAGACCUGUGGUGUUGACAGUGAUAGUUACUGUGCCAGUCUGUAUCUUGUCUAUAGCUGUAAUGCUAACUGUAUAUACAUGUCAAGGCCGUCAUUGUACAUUCAGAAAGAAGAAGCGACAAAAUAUUGAAGAACCUCUAUCUGAAUGCAACCUAGUAAAUUCUGGAAAAACUCUUAAAGAUCUUAUUUAUGAUAUGACAACAUCUGGGUCUGGAUCUGGUUUACCUCUACUGGUCCAAAGAACAAUUGCACGAACAAUUGUUCUUCAAGAAAUAGUAGGAAAAGGCCGAUUUGGUGAAGUCUGGCAUGGAAAAUGGUGUGGGGAAGAUGUAGCUGUGAAAAUCUUCUCCUCGAGGGAUGAAAGGUCUUGGUUUCGUGAGGCAGAAAUCUAUCAGACAAUUAUGCUGAGACAUGAAAACAUCCUGGGUUUCGUUGCUGCUGAUAACAAGGAUAACGGAACUUGGACUCAACUGUGGCUUGUAUCUGAAUACCAUGAGCAAGGCUCCUUAUUUGAUUAUUUAAACAGAAAUGUUGUGACCAUUGAUGGUCUGAUUAAGCUGGCACUUUCAAUAGCUAGUGGUCUAGCACACCUUCAUAUGGAGAUAGUUGGUACACAAGGCAAACCAGCUAUUGCACACAGAGAUCUGAAAUCUAAGAACAUCUUAGUGAAAAAAAAUGAAACCUGUGCCAUUGCAGAUUUAGGACUUGCUGUGAGACAUGAUGCUGUAUUGAACACAAUUGACAUACCUCAGAAUCCUAGAGUGGGAACGAAGAGGUACAUGGCUCCUGAAAUACUUGAUGAUGUAAUGAACAUGAGCAUCUUUGAGUCCUUCAAACAUGCAGACAUAUACUCUCUUGGUCUGGUGUACUGGGAGAUAUCACGAAGAUGCUCAAUUGGAGGAAUUAUUGAGGAGUACCAGUUGCCUUAUUAUGAUGUUGUGCCUUCGGAUCCCUCAAUAGAAGAUAUGAGAAGGGUAGUCUGUGAACAGAAACUGAGACCAAAUAUCCCAAACCAGUGGCAAAGUUGUGAGGCACUCCGAAUCAUGGGUAGAAUAAUGCGUGAGUGUUGGUAUGCUAAUGGGGCAGCUCGACUGACUGCGCUCCGCAUUAAGAAGACCAUUUCGCAGCUCUGUGUACAUGAAGAUUCCAAAGCCUAAAUGGGUGAUUUGGGGGAAAGAAGGAAUCAUUCUCUCCAUCUUUUUACAUGCAGUUUUUUUUCUGUCUACCUCACGUAUAUACAGUGCAGUAUUUAAGUGCCCAAACCACAGCACUGAAAAAUAACUUCAUACAACCAGCUGCAGCUUUUGGUUGGUGUUGCUGUUUUUAUAAAGCAAAUCACCAACUCGCGUUGUUUUUUUUACAUGAAAGUUCAUAUUAGGAAAAUAGCAGAACUGAGCUACGAAACAACAUUCCAUAUUUAAACUAUUUUAUUAUUCUUAAGCUUUUUAUUCUUGUUAAAACCAAAAUACACUGUUGGUGGAAUGUAUGGGUUUAAAGAGAGGUAUGUAAAAGAAACCACAUAUGUUUUAUCCUCUAACUAAAAUCAGACCAAAUUCAUUGAGCUUCUUGGGUGUUUUCCCAUAGAAUCCUGUAGAAUAUUAUGACAAUAGAGUGCAUUUAUAUGUUUUUAUAUUGUAUUUAUCAUUUAGUAACCAAUCAGUUAAGAAGAAUAUUCCACUGAAAAUGUAUACUGUGAAGCUAAACAUGUGAGUCAGUCAGUCUCUCUCUCUCUCUCUCUCCCCCACCCUCCUCUCCUUUUUUAAAGAUUUGUUAUUACAGCUCAAUUUGCAACACCGUAGUUAAGAUGUGGCAGUAUUUUUGUUAUGUACCCCUAUUUCAGGGAUUAAUCAAACCGCCAUAAACACCUACUCUGAGCUAACUGUUUCAAAAUUUCAACCAAGGACCAGUUUUUCUUUUUAUCAAAUUGUGAGGAAAAGUAAUUUGGGAAGUAUUUCCUGGUAUUUGUGGGGGGAAUUAUAGGAAUGCUACAGUGUAAUCUAAAAAGCAUGUAUUUUUCACCAACCUUUUUAUAGACCAUUAGUCAAAGUUUUAUUGUCUUUUGGUAUUUUGCAGAGUGAGAAGAUCUAACAAAGUUAUUUGCUGUAAAAGCACAAUUUAUUGGGUGAAAUUGAUUCAGAUGCAGAGAUUCAUACAAGCUAACCUGUACCCCGUAUACAUCAGCACAAAUAGUUGUGUUUGAGGGGGGCCAGGGUGAGGUCCACAAGAUUUGUAACUCUGAACCAGCAGUUCCCACACUGAGAGUGAGUGGUAUAGACAGUGCUCACAGAGAUGGUGCUAGCCCAUUGGGGACCCUAUGCAGGAAUAUUUUGGCCUGCCCCCAUACAACACAUAAUAAAAAGUGAAUAGGGGCACCCCCUUGAUCUGCUCAGGGCCCUAAGCAAUUGCUUAGUCUGCUUAAGCCUAGUGCUGGCUCAAGACUAUAGGCUGGAGCAAUAGUACUCAUGAAUGGUUGUAUUGGAGUUCCUGUGUUCUGACCUGGCUUUGGGAAAUGUAUUUCCCUCCCACAGACCACUUCCCCCAUACUUAAAAUAUUUUUAAAAAGUCCAAUCCACUCUGCAGACACAGGAACUUUUUCAGUGUUUCUAGCACAGGAAUGUAAUACGCAUGUGCAACAGUUGAAGAAAAUCUCUGGAUUUAAAGGGCUAAAGCCAAGGGUGCCAGAACCUUUGCAGAAGUGUGUGUGUGUAGGGGCGGGGGAGCGGCACUGGUGCAGGAACUGGAAGGGUCAGGGGACCAUGCCCCCCAACUUUUUAACUUGAGUAUAGUUUGGGGGGCAGGGACAGCGUUUCCCCCCCCCCACACAGUAAGCCUGGUGCAGGUGUAGAGCAAUGCUGGCAGGGGCUGUGCUUUGUGGUGGUGUUGCCUCCCCAAAUUGCAAGCCUUGGGCAGGCAUGGAGCAGCACUGGUAGGGGCUGCGCUUUGCAGCGGGGGAGCCGAUCACUCCCCAACCACAAAGUACAGCUCCUGCUGGUGCUGCUCCGAGCCUGCCCAAGGUUUGCAUUUGAGGGGGGAAAUACCACCCCUACCCCUCAAAUUACACCCAUAUUAAAAAGUGGGGGGGCACGGCCCCCUGCCCACCCUGGUUCUGGCAUCAUUGUCCAAAAGUGCUCAUUGACAUAAGGCCGUACUGGUUUCUUCAGAAGGGUCAAUCAAAUAUGCAUCUCAUUAACGGCCCCAGGGUAUCGGGUAAACAGGACAUCAAAAUGACCCCUAAAUAGUUAUUUUCACAAUAAUGUUAGCUUACAAAAGUGUAGUAUGAGUAGGCAUUUUCAAAGGUUCGUAAAUAUUCUGUUAUUUCAUGAUUUCCUGUAAUGGAUUGGAAGGCAUGUGGAUAAGUAACUUUGAUACGCUUUGAGACAGAUUUGUUCAUAUGUCUUUGAUUUUGUUUUAUUACAAAAAUAAUUUCUUAUAACCACAGUUUAAAAAUAUAUAUAUUAAACCCACAUAAUCCAGGAAAUUCAAAAUUAGAUCUACAAAUCUCUUCACAACAUCACUGAUUUUGGGCAAUAUGAUCUUUUAUUAUGGUGUAGGGAGAGGAGGAAGUCUUUACAAGAGUGGGUGAUCUUACAUAGCAUAGAUACUUGAUAGUUUUUGUGAGUGCAACUAAUCUCUGUUGCUGGGUCUUUUGACUUCUGCUUUACGUGGAAAACAAGGAAUGUAGCCUUCAGUCAGCCGUGUCAGUGAUCCAUGUUUUAUCCUGACAUGUUGACUUCUGGUGCAGUGGAUGUUGUUUGUUCUUUAAAUCAAUACUAGUGAGUGUAGCAUACAUGUUUGUAGAACUUAUACAGUCACUUUACACUGCUUAAACUGAGGUGAAGAUUUAGUUAUUUGUGGCCCUUUAAUUAGACUGUAGGGUAGACACCAGAUUUGUAAAGGUAUUUAGGUGUUGCUCCACUCAGCAUUGCAAAGCCUAAGUCGCUUUUAAAAAUAAUAAUUUUUAACAUGAGGUAGCAGGGUCUACAUGGUCAAAUAGUGCAUGGCAGGCUAGACCAUUGUAGAUUUAUACCUGGGCUUUCUGCACACUAACUGGCGAUGUAGAUAAGCUCUAAGUCUCAUUUUAAAAAAUGACUUGGUCAAUGGGACUAGGCUCCUAAAUCAGUUGGGUAUUGCAGUGCUGAGUAGAACAAUGCCUAAAUACCUUUAAAAAUCUGAGCCUGUCUCUAAUGAAUAGCUAGUAAGUUUUAUUUCUGUAUGUUUUGAUUUACAGUCAAACUGAAUAUAUAUUUUUAAUAUUCUAUAUGUAUAAAUUAUACCAGGCAGUUUUGUCACAUACACACUUUCUAAUCUACAAUAUUUAUUUGAAAAUUAAAUGAAAAGUAACCAACCACUAUAA
Messenger RNA from Dermochelys coriacea (leatherback sea turtle), 4929 nucleotides. It is a transcript of the gene ACVR1C, whose product is annotated as activin A receptor type 1C. Gene Ontology annotation, biological process: protein phosphorylation; nervous system development; activin receptor signaling pathway. The coding region runs from base 395 to 1732 and encodes 445 amino acids. The transcript is spliced from 9 exons. The record is from RefSeq and is a predicted model, not a curated record. NCBI's taxonomy places the organism in Eukaryota, Metazoa, Chordata, Testudines, Dermochelyidae. Gene Ontology annotation, cellular component: activin receptor complex; plasma membrane. Gene Ontology annotation, molecular function: activin receptor activity, type I; ATP binding.